AUCUUUUAUUAAUUGGAAGAGAAAUCUCCGAAUCAUCACGGCUUACGGUCAAGGACCGUUUUAUAUUCUGAAGUCGAAGUUCAUAUGGGGAGCUCUCAUCUGAGUAUUUUUGAAGGAAAUCUUUGUGGUUAUUCAGUUUGGAGCGUUUUCUUACUGUUGGAUGUUGUGAUUUUCUUAUAGAAACUGAAUCCCAAUAUUUUUUCGUUAACUGUAAGAAUUCUCUUAAGGCAGAGAUUUUCUAAGUCACAAUCUGUAUGUUGGGCUGGGAUGUAGGAUACGUAUGGCCAUUGCUGGAAGGUGUCGUUCUGACCCAAACAAAUCGGCCUCUUGAUUCUUGGCAGUUGGUCAUGGGAAAUCCCCAUGAAGCCCUCCGGUCAAGUUCUGCUUCUGGAGAAACUUCAGCUCAGCAGCCCAACAGGGACCAGCAAGGCCAGCCUAGGGUGGCUGUGCCAGAAACUGAUCCCCCACCAUAUGAUAGUGUAGCUAAUGAAACUACAAGUUUCAGAGAGUUGUCCAGUAGUGGAUCUUCUGUUAGUCAGCAUCAGAAUGCUUCAAGGGAAGCAUCAAAUGAUAACCGGAGUCGCAGUCGGACCAAUGCAAAUAAUCGAGUCAGAAAUAAUAAUGGAUCCAUUCAACGGAUAAGACCUCAAAAAUGGCCCCAUAAAGCUUCAUCUGUGUUUGCUUGUUUAAGCUGUGUCAUUGGUUUAUGUAAUGUGAGCAGGUUCUCUAUGCUUGUAUAUAUUUAUAAAGGGUGUUUUAUAUUUCAAUUCCUUCUCCUUUCAUUUUUAAUUGGUAUUCCACUGCUAUAUAUGCAGAUGGCAUUAGGACAAUAUUUAGGUGCUGGAAUGCUAGAUAUGUGGUAUAUUUCUCCUGCAUUUAAAGGUCUGGGUUUUGCUAUGUUAUAUCUCUAUGUGCUGCUAGGGAUUUAUAAUGCCAUACCUUUAUCAUGGUUAUUUACCUAUUUCAAGGAUUCUUUCAUCACUCUCAAAGACUCAUACAAGUGGGGAAAAUGUCAUUAUAAUUUUGCUAGGAGUGGUUGCAUACGAGCUUUAAAUUCAUCAUCAGCUGAUUUUUACGGCUGGUCUGUGCCAUCAUAUUUUCAUGGUCGUGUUCUUGGAAGAAAACCUGGUGAAUUCCAAUUAGGGGAACUAAAAUUUGAAGUAGCUUUUAAUUUAUGCAUUGUAUGGCUAAUUGUUUUCAUCUGCAUAAUACGUGGACCAAAAACAUUUGGAAAAGUGGUGUAUGUAUUUGGUAUGUUGCCUAUUGCUUUGCUAAUGAUGGUAACAAUGCGGAUGGGACAGCAGUGGAGUGAUGGUAUUCUGGAUCUGUUUACUUCUUCAUGGAAACCUACUCUUCUAGAUUCCUCUGCUUGGUGGCUUGCAGCAAGAGAAGCAUUCAUAACGUGGGGUCUUUUUGGAACAAUUGCCCUUCAUAUUUGUAGUCAUAAUAAAACAUCUACAAAUAUUACAAAGAACCUCAUAGCUGUAGCUGUUACUGCAGUUGUUGUAUUAAUCACUACAGCUUUUCUGUUUGCCUGUGCAGCAAAUGUUCUUCACAAGAGAAAUCUAUCCCUAUCGUUAUCAUCUUAUGAGGAAGAAAGUUCUGUCAAGGCACUGAAGCCUGGGAUUCGAUUUCACAAGAAUAUCACUGUUACAAGCCUCUUUCUAGGGAUAAGCACAAUUCCGAAAGAUAGCUAUGUAUAUCAGAGUGGCUAUCAAGUUCUGCGCCUAGCAACAGAGGCUUUCCCUGCUGCUCUUGCUGUUGAAGGUGUCCGCAACAUUUCUUCAUUUUGGUCCAUUUGUUUUUAUACUGCCAUGAUUUUCUUUGGAUUUGGUCAGCAGGUAGUGAUGUGGUACUGCGUUGUAGAAUCUGUAAUUGCUAUUAAUUACAAAGUUUUCAAAUCUUGGCAUACAACAUUGACGUUUAUAACAUGCAAUUUAGCAUUUCUUCUUGGUCUUCCAAUUACAUCAAAUGUGGGGCUAUAUAUCAUAUACUAUCUGGAUUUCUGUGUCAGUUCUUUAUGGUGGAUCGUACUGAUGUAUUUCAUCAUGCUGUUUGCCAUUUUAUUUAUUAGAGGUCGACCAUAUGGCACUGAUCAACUAGUCAACAUUAUAAGUCGUAACCCAGUAAGGCGAUCAAAAAUUUUGCCUUUACUCACUUUCAUGUGGAAUAUAGUCCUUCCAGUUUCAUUUCUACUUCUUACAAUUUCAUUUUUGCGGAAUAGUUCAAUUGAUGGCUCUUCUGCAAUGGGAGAGCUGAUGGAUAAUUAUCAUUAUUGGCACCAAUGGGCUAAGACCUUGAAUUUGUGCAUACAAAUGUUUCCUCUCAUACUUAUCAUUACAGUUUGUGCCUAUCAAGCUUUCAAAGUCUUUACCUCAAAGAAAGAUUUACCUGUUAUUGAGCGUCUGAAAUUAUUAUGUUGUCCAGUAGUUCCAUUACCUUCUGUUGGCUCCAGACAUUCCCUAAAUUCUUCACCUUCUCUGAGUCAGGGUUCAACAAAUAGUGGCUUCAUUGAUGAUCCACCACCAAAAUACACACCACCACCGUCUUAUUCUACAGCAACAUCACGGAUGUUAGCUAAACAACUCGAUAUUCAACAACAGCUGAACAAUAGUUGUGCUAUUGACUUCGAGAACUUAAGUGAAUCAUUGCAAAGUGAUGAUCUCUCUAGGUCUCUUGCAAUAUCCAGGGAUAGUAGUAUUUCACCCCCAACAGUCAGCGCUUCUCAGAGGGGACUUUUAAGCAAUCAAAAAUAAUCUCAACAGUAAACAAUCAUCAUUUUGUUUCGUUCUUGUGGACUAAGCUUAAACAUAUGGACUCUGAAGAACUGUGAAUUAUUUUAAAGAAAGACAUUUUUUUAGGUGCAUACACAGGAUCAUGAGAAUCGUUUAUAAAUAUAAAUAAAAAAUUUGUGAAAUACUAUAGUUAAUGACUUUCAUAAUUUUCAAUUUUUUUAAAUCUACUAUUGCUUUCAUACUUUUAUACUUCAUAUGUGAUAUGUAUGAAUCUUGAUAUUGUUACAUUGUAUGAUAAAUGCACAAUCUGAAAACAAGUUUCUAUUCGAGAUAAUGAGAAUUAAAACAGUAAUUAAUACGGAAUUUUUAAACUUAAACUAAAAAAAUCAUGCAUAUUUCCAUGUGAACUGUAUAUGUAUUAAGUGUAUCAUUUGGAAUAAUGCAGUACAAAUGCAAGUAGGUACGAAACACAUCGAUGUGUAUAAUGCUUUAGUCAUAAGAAAUUGUGCAAUGGAUAAUGUGAUCAUCAUCAUAGUUUAAAGACAUUGAAAAAAAAAAAGUGCCUUUAUUUGAAUACUUUUUAGCUACAUAUGGAUCAGAGAGCUGAAGUCCACAGAACAUUUUAUGCAACAAUAUUUUAUAAACAUUUUCCAUAAAAAACUGCACUAAAGUACUGCUGGUCAGUCACUGAACACUCACUGCCUUCUUAAAAUUAUUCAUGUGUGAGAAGCGAAUGUUUUUUUACAUUUUAAACCACUAUAUGUUAAGUUUUUGUAAUUAAAAUGUAAAACACAUUCUUCUCAUUUAUGCUUAAAUACUGGAAAUUUUUUAGAAUUUUAUACAAUUGCCAGAGAACAGCUUUAUGCCAUCUAUCUUACAUGUGAUAAAUCAUUGUACAAAUGUUUUCUUUAAUGGUGUUGAUGAAAUAAAAAAAGUAUUUAAAA
Molecule: messenger RNA, 3679 nt
Organism: Stegodyphus dumicola
Lineage: Eukaryota; Metazoa; Arthropoda; Arachnida; Araneae; Eresidae
Gene: bdg
Product: sodium-dependent transporter bedraggled
Biological process (GO): nitrogen compound transport; amino acid import across plasma membrane; sodium ion transmembrane transport
Cellular component (GO): plasma membrane
Molecular function (GO): amino acid:sodium symporter activity; L-amino acid transmembrane transporter activity
Source: RefSeq, a predicted model, not a curated record